UUUGUCCCAUUUCUUUUUUUUUAUUCAAUUGCGCGCCUUAUUCAAAUUCAACGUGUCUUUCUUUGUCUGGGAUCGUAGCCACCUCAUACAAACCUUUCUGUUUUAGCCAGCAGUCAUUUCAGAGUCUCUGUCUUUCGAUUUUUCGAUUUUCGUGUGAGUAUAUUGACAGACAAGGUAGGUUCAAUAACUCCUUUCGGAUAUACAUCUUUGUCUCAUUGAAGUGCUAAGAAUUAUGCGUGAAAUUGUACACGUUCAAGCCGGACAGUGUGGAAAUCAAAUUGGUACCAAGUUCUGGGAAGUCAUUUGCGACGAGCAUGGUCUCUCUCCAGAUGGAUACUAUGUAGGAGAUACCAACUCUCAAUUGGACAGGAUAAACGUAUAUUAUUCAGAAGCUUCCGAUAAACAUUAUGUACCUCGCGCAGUUCUUGUGGACUUGGAACCAGGAACUAUGGAUGCUAUAAGAAGUGGAAAGUUGGGCAAAAUGUUUCGCCCAGAUAACUUUAUCUACGGUCAAAGUGGUGCAGGAAAUAAUUGGGCCAAAGGUCAUUAUACAGAAGGUGCCGAAUUGGUAGAUGCAGUUUUAGAUGUCGUCCGAAAAGAGGCAGAAGCUUGUGACUGUUUGCAAGGUUUUCAAGUAACUCAUUCGUUGGGUGGAGGCACAGGUUCGGGAAUGGGAACUUUAUUAAUUUCCAAAAUAAGAGAAGAAUAUCCCGAUCGAAUGAUGGGAACGUAUUCCGUAUUACCUUCUCCCAAAGUAUCCGACACUGUUGUUGAGCCUUACAACUGUAUUCUUUCAGUUCAUCAGUUGGUAGAAAAUGGAGAUGAAGUAUUCUGUAUAGAUAAUGAAGCACUUUACAAUAUUUGUCACAACACUUUGAAAAUGAACAAUCCUUCCUAUAACGAUCUCAAUCAGUUAGUAACUGCAGUGAUGUCAGGUAUUACCUGUUCUCUCCGUUUCCCAGGACAGCUGAAUGCAGACUUGCGCAAGUUGGCUACCAAUCUUAUUCCAUUCCCUCGUUUACAUUUCUUCAUGAUUGGAUUUGCUCCAUUAGCAGCACCUGGAACGCAGCAAUACAAGUCGAGUUCUGUGGCUGAUUUGUGCCAACAAAUCUUUGAUUCUCGUAACAUGAUGGCAGCAUGUGACCCUCGACAUGGCCGUUAUCUUACUGCAGCAGCAUAUUUCCGAGGAAAAGUGCCUACCAACGAAAUUGACGAUCAGCUUAUGACUGUCCAAAAUAAGAAUGCCGCUUCCUUUGUGGAAUGGAUACCUAACAAUAUUAAAAGUUCUCUUUGUGAUAUUCCUCCAAAGGGAAUGCAACGUUCUGCCACAUUUAUUGGCAAUUCUACAGCCAUUCAGGAGUUGUUCAAACGAGUUGGUGAACAGUUUGCAGCCAUGUUCCGACGAAAAGCAUUUCUUCACUGGUAUACUGGAGAAGGAAUGGAUGAAAUGGAAUUUACUGAGGCAGAGAGCAACAUGAGUGAUUUAGUGUCAGAGUAUCAACAAUAUCAAGAGGCGACUAUAGAUGAUGACUUUGGAGAAGAUGGUGAUGGUGAUGAAGAGGAUUAUUGAGUGAAUGGAGUCAGAAUAGUAAAAUCUAUUUCUCCUGAUAUUGUUUGUGUGGAUUUUCUCAUAAAUAGCUUUGACCCAUAUUGAAUGAAAUGGAAUCGUGUUUGACAUUGGAAGCCAAUUGAAAAUGAUUCUGUCUCGUAAAAAUCUUUGUCACA
Messenger RNA from Galdieria sulphuraria, 1725 nucleotides. Its product is annotated as tubulin. The transcript has a single exon. Gene Ontology annotation, molecular function: GTP binding; GTPase activity; structural constituent of cytoskeleton. The coding region runs from base 233 to 1570 and encodes 445 amino acids. Lineage: Eukaryota; Rhodophyta; Bangiophyceae; Galdieriales; Galdieriaceae. Gene Ontology annotation, biological process: mitotic cell cycle; microtubule cytoskeleton organization. Gene Ontology annotation, cellular component: microtubule; cytoplasm. The record is from RefSeq and is a predicted model, not a curated record.